Messenger RNA from Chlamydomonas reinhardtii, 2332 nucleotides. RefSeq lists its product as uncharacterized. The transcript has 12 exons. The record is from RefSeq and is a predicted model, not a curated record. NCBI's taxonomy places the organism in Eukaryota, Viridiplantae, Chlorophyta, Chlorophyceae, Chlamydomonadales, Chlamydomonadaceae. Gene Ontology annotation, biological process: acetate metabolic process; phosphorylation. Bases 177 to 1472 code for a protein of 431 amino acids. Gene Ontology annotation, molecular function: acetate kinase activity.
GAUGGCCGACACCAUGGUCGUGUGAAUUGACAUUCCAAGUUGACUUACCGAUAUCAAAGACGCAAACAUAUACGCGUUAUUGGACGAGUCGCACUGUGUCGGAACCCUGCGAAAAUUACGGAGCGACACUCGGCCGAACCGAAUAGCGAAUUUAAGCCUCUUAGUAAAUACCUAGAAUGCUGGCUGGCAAAGUGCCUGUCGGGUCGGCAGUGCCACCGCGCAACACCGCUCCCUCCGGCAAGGGGUCAAAGGUGCUCGUGGUGAACGCCGGCAGCUCCAGCAUCAAGUUUAAAAUCUUCACAGCGGAGACGCUGUUGCCCGGCGCCGCUGGCCUGUUUGACCGUAUCGGUGACCCGGCCAACUGCGUGUUGAAGGCUAGCGUGCCCGACGAUGGCGGCAAGCCCAAGAAGUUCGAGAAGAAGAUUCCCGCCAAGGACCACCUGACGGCGAUGCAGGACAUCAUGAGCUUCAUUGACGAGAACGUGUCGAGCACCUUUGCGAGCGAGGUCUGCGCGGUGGGCCACCGCAUCGUGCACGGCCUCGAUAUGUCGCAGCCCAAGCUGCUCACGCCCGACGUCAUCAGAUGCAUCCAAGACGCCUCCAUGUUUGCACCGCUGCACAACCCGCCCCACCUGCAAGGCAUAUAUGCUUCGCAGAAGGUGUUUGGGCCAGACGUGCCGCAGGUGGCUGUGUUUGACACGGCCUUCCACCAAACCAUGCCGCCCGAGUCGUACGUGUACGGCUUGCCGUACGACAUGUACGAGAAGCACAAGAUCCGGCGGUACGGCUUCCACGGCACUAGCCACAAGUACCUGGUGGAUCAGGCGGCGGCUAUGCUGGGCAAGAAGGUUUCGGAGACCAACGUCAUCACCUGCCACUUGGGCAACGGCAGCAGCGUGGCCGCUGUGCGCGGCGGGCAGUGUGUGGACACAAGCAUGGGCAUGACGCCGCUGGAGGGGCUGCUGAUGGGCACGCGCUGCGGCGACAUCGACCCGGCGGUGGUGCUGCACAUCCAGAACCAGCUGGGGCUGUCAGCCAGCGAAACGGACACGCUGCUCAAUAAGAAGUCAGGCCUGCUGGGGCUGACCGGCUCCAACGACCUGCGCACGGUGAUUGAGGGCGCGGGCAAGGGCGAGCCGCGCUCUCAGCUGGGCCUGGACAUGUUCGUGCGGCGCGUGCGCAAGUACAUCGGAGCCUACAUGGCCAUGCUGGACGGCCAGGUGGACGCGGUGGUGUUCUCCGCGGGCAUCGGCGAGAACAGCGCGCUGGUGCGGGGACUCAUCUGCGACCGCAUGCAGGCGCUGGGCAUCGCAGUGGACAAGGACGCGAACGCAGCGGCCGUGGGCGGGAAGCAGGCCGACAUCUCGGGCCCGGGCGCGCGCAUCCGCGCACUGGUCAUCCCCACCGAUGAGGAGCUUUCCAUCGCGCAGCAGACAUUGCAGGUGGUGCGCGGCGCGGCGCUGGCCGCUUGAGCCGCUGGCACCGCGUGAACCAGUGACGUACCGCAUGUCAGCUUGCACAGAGGCUGCUAUUCAUCUGCGCAAUGCGUCAAGCGUGGCAUGGAGCGUGGAGCCUUAUGGCUCGAUGGAGAAGGGACCUACACUCUGGGGCUGUGGCGGAGGGCCGGAGGCGAAGGCAGGUGAUCGGCAUUAGCGUGUGAGCUCGGUGGCGUGAGAGACUUGUAGGGUGGAAGGAGCGUGCGGCAUAUGGGGUGCCCGGAUUCGGCGGUGCAGCAGCGGCAGGACGCUUCAGGUGACUUGGAGGCAGGGGGCGUGCGUGCGCCAGCGAGGAAUCGUGUUCUGAGCGGAUUGAGUUUAUUGGGGGUUACAUCAUGAACGCGUGCAAGAGAACUGGAUGGAGCAUGGAUGUCGCGGGGGAUGGUGCGUUUGCAUGUCGCGGGAGAUGGUGCGUUUGCAUGUGCGUGGCUUUGCUUGCGUAGUCACGUGAGAACCCGGUGCAUUGCCGGCCCAUUAUGAGGGGACCUUGGCACGGCGAAUCGGAUUAUGAGCUGGUGGUGUAGCUUGCUGUUCAAGUCGGGUGUACCGCAACGGAACCGCAACGGGACCGCUGCAGCGGCGGGACUGCCUUUGGGGUCGGGUUGGGCUUAAGCCUGGAAUGGCACGAUGGCGGAUCGGUCCCAACCGCCACCCUGGCAAUGGAACCUGAAGACAAAAUAUAUAUUGCAGACUUGAUAUUAAAGCUGCUGUAUUGAACAACGUUAUAGACGACGUAUCUUGAAGCAUGCGCUUUUGGACUUCGCCCACCUUCCCGGGCGGUCCUGCGUCGUCAGACAAGGCCCCUGAGCCCUUACCAGUGUGUAGCUCGGAUAAUU